This is a messenger RNA of Canariomyces notabilis, 1365 nucleotides long. RefSeq lists its product as uncharacterized. The transcript is spliced from 2 exons. The record is from RefSeq and is a predicted model, not a curated record. The coding region runs from base 1 to 1365 and encodes 454 amino acids. Lineage: Eukaryota; Fungi; Ascomycota; Sordariomycetes; Sordariales; Chaetomiaceae. Gene Ontology annotation, biological process: transmembrane transport. Gene Ontology annotation, cellular component: membrane; endoplasmic reticulum.
AUGGGAGCCCCCGGUCUUUUUGAGUCGUUUCUCGGCGCGAUACAAGCCAGUCUUUCCGUCCUGCUUGUCAUGUUCUAUGGCGGAGCAGCAGCAUACCUCAAGUUGAUUGACCGCCAAAGCUCAAGAUCCAUAUCCAAAAUAUGCGUCCGCGUAUUCCUUCCAGCACUGCUGAUCACAAAAGUGGGCUCUCAGCUGCGUCCGGAAUCGGCCAGUCGCUACCUGGUCAUCGUUCUAUGGGGCAUUGUCUGUCACAUUGUCUCGUUCCUGAUCGGCAUCUUUGCCCACCGUGGCCUUGGGAUGCCGGAUUGGACAACCGUCGCCAUCUUGAUCAACAACACCACGAGCUACCCCUUACUUCUCAUCACAGCCUUGGAGGAUACAGGCAUACUGCGUUCUCUUGCCGGUCCCGGGGAGACGAUCGACGAUGCCAUCGAGCGAGCCAAAUCCUAUUUCCUGGUCUUCUCCACCAUCUCGAAUUGCAUUACAUUUGCAAUUGGACCACGCCUCAUCGAUUCUGAGCACGAGCCUGAUCAGGAAGAAGACAAGAACAGUGACGGUGACGUGCACGAGCAAAAUCAUGAUCCUCCAGAGGACGUCGAGGCCAACGAGCAGACACGGUUGCUGCGCCCUCAACCCCGGCCGCUCACAUCGUCGUUUCCAACACGUAGCCAGAGCUUCCUGUUAUCGCGCCGCCCGCGGAGUCACAGUUCCAGGCCGGAAGUGAAGGAGGACCGUCGGCGUCCUUGGUUCGUCCCGCGCAAGAGAUGGGACCAGCUCACUCCCCGUGCUAAGUGGUGGUUCUUAUUCAUCGUCGACUUCUUCAAUGCCCCGCUCGUUGGCGCCAUCAUUGGCACCGUCCUCGGCAUGGUUCCCGCCUUACAUCGCGCAUUCUUCAACGGCUCUGGGGAAGGCGGUAUCUUCACCGCCUGGUUGACAGCUUCUCUGAAGAACGUCGGUAUUCUGUUUGUUUCCCUGCCCGUUGUCGUUGCGGGCGUGUCGCUCUUCUGCUCUAUGAAGGAGGCGAAGCAGAAUCAUGAGAGUGCUGUGAACAUGCCGUGGGGAACAGUCAGCUUCAUCCUAAUCGUGCGAUUCAUCCUCUGGCCGGUCAUGUCUAUCGGAGUCAUCUAUUUGCUCGCCUCGAAAACGAGCCUGUUGGGUUCGGAUCCGAUGCUUUGGUUCACCCUCAUGAUGAUGCCUACGGGCCCUCCCGCUAUGAAGUUGAUUACACUAGUCCAAGUGGCCGACGGUACCAAGGACGACGAGGUCCAUAUUUCCAAGCUGCUCACGAUAUCAUACAUUAUCUCACCCAUCUUGUCGUUCACGGUUGUUGGGAGCUUGAUGGCCAGCCAAGCAUCUUUACGAUGA